AUGAACAGACAUCUAACUGUUGGUGAACGGUGGCGGGUGAUUUCAUUAAGACUUGAUCAAGGCCUCGAUUUUCAUGAUAUUGCACAUCGUAUCAAUUGUACACAUCAAACAGUUCACAAUAUUUUACAGUUAUUUCACGAAACUAAUGAUGUAGUAGAACGUGAAGGACGUGGUGGUGGCAAUUCGUUGAACGAUGAUGAUAUUCAUAUUCUAAGACAUUUAUUCUACCGAUAUCCAAAUGACACGUCAUCUCAAUUAAACAAUCGAUUUUAUCGACAAACUGGACAUAUUAUUACUAGUCGAACGAUUCGGAAUUAUCGAAGGCUAUUGGGUUUUCAUCCCGUUCGCGCCAGAAUUCAGCCCUCAUUAAAUCAAAGACAUGCAGAUGAUCAAUUAGCUUUUUGUCAACAGCAUAUUCACGAUGAUUGGGGUCAAAUUAUUUUUGCUGAUGAAAAAAUCUUCGAGGUUGAUACUUCAGGAAUUGUUUAUUGGAUACCUUACGGUCGACCACGUCCAACUACGUUUCGUAGUAUCAUGGAUACAGCACGAGCUAAUCAUAUUUCAUUUAUUGUAAAAAGUUAG
Rotaria sordida is the source of this 582-nucleotide messenger RNA. The record is from the annotation of a GenBank genome assembly. Lineage: Eukaryota; Metazoa; Rotifera; Eurotatoria; Philodinida; Philodinidae.